This is a messenger RNA of Boeremia exigua, 1740 nucleotides long. RefSeq names its product FAD binding domain-containing protein. Gene Ontology annotation, molecular function: FAD binding. Lineage: Eukaryota; Fungi; Ascomycota; Dothideomycetes; Pleosporales; Didymellaceae. The coding region runs from base 1 to 1740 and encodes 579 amino acids. The record is from RefSeq and is a predicted model, not a curated record. The transcript is spliced from 2 exons.
AUGGACUAUCCAGUUUUAAUUAUUGGUGCUGGUCCCUCUGGGGCUACCACUGCGCUGUUGCUGGCUCGAAUGGGCGUCAAAUCGAUGUCAAUAUCCAAGCACAAAAAUACGGCCAACACACCACGCGCGCACAUAUUCAAUCAAAGAGCUAUGGAAGUUUUGAGAGAUGCUGGUCUAGAGAAGCAGCUGGAGAAUGUUGCUACGCCUGUGGACGACAUGCAGCAUACUUCAUGGCUGGACUCUUUGGCUGGUGAAGAGUACGGACGCCUCUGGGCGUGGGGUAACAAGCCUUCCUGCAAAGGAGCCUACGAGGUAGCAAGCCCUUGCUCUAUGUCUGACCUCCCUCAAACCUUCUUGGAGCCUGUCCUGGUCGAGUCUGCAACACGAGAAGGAGCCCAUUUCAGAUUUAAUACAGAGUUCGUGCGGUUCGAACAGGCAGCAGAUGGUGUCAAAACGACCUUGCGAGACAGAGCUAAUGGAGAAGAGUUCACUGUAACCUCGCGAUACCUAAUAGGAGCAGAUGGUGCGCGGAGCGCAGUACUACAGGCCUUGGAAAUUCCUGUCAUUGGUCGGCAGCUCAACACUGCGUUCAACAUUCAUAUCAUAGCCGAUCUCUCCAAGUACAUUAAGUAUCGUCCUGGUAGUCUCAACUGGAUACUCAAUCUCGGCGCUCCAGAAUGGUCCGCCGUGGGAAACUUCCGUAUGGUCAGACCGUGGAACGAAUGGGUGGUCUCUAUGCACCCUGCUACAAAGGAUCCGAACGACCUCAGUGAACCUAGCCAAGAGUCAAUUAUGAAGCGCUUACACCAGAUGAUAGGUGAUCAUUCGGUCGACAUCAAGAUACUAUCAUCAUUCUCGUGGACCAUCAACGAUCGAGUCGCCGAAAAAUGGCAAAGCGACCGCGUGUUAUGUAUCGGGGAUGCAACUCACCGCCAUCCUCCAAUAAAUGGGCUCGGGAGCAAUACUUGCAUAUCUGAUGCAUUCAACCUUGCGUGGAAGCUGGCUUAUGUCAUCAAAGGAUGGGCCUCACCUUCAUUGUUAGAUACUCUUACUACCGAGCGAAAGCCAGUGGGUGAUGCCAUCGUUCGUCGCGCAAAUGAUGGAAUGGAAGCACAUCGACGACUCUGGAAAAUCAUUGGCCUUGACGUUGACACUCGCAAAACAUUCUCAGAACUCUUGAAAGCCGACUCGAAAGAUGGCGCAGAAUUGCGCAUUCGUUACAGAGAGGCCCUAGAGGCAACCGAAGAUGAGGUGCAAGCUCUAGGGAUUCAAAUGAAUCAAACAUACCUGGACUCGAAUGCCGUAGUUGUAGAAGCCGACGACGAAGCACCAGAAUUCCCAACCCUUGCACCGCUCAGAGAUGUCAAAGUCAGCACGUACCCAGGAUACCAUCUGCCACAUGUUUGGUUGGUAGCCAACGGACAAUCACCAAGGGUAUCUACGUUGGAUCUCUGUGGCCAGGGACGCUUUACACUGCUCACAGGCAUUGGUGGUGAUGCUUGGAUCAGCGCGGCGGAGUCGGUCUCCCACUCAAUGGGUAUCCCCAUACGCGCUUACAAAAUUGGAUAUGGAGGUAACUUUCUCGAUUGCUAUAGGGAGUGGCACAAAGUGCGAGGCGUAGGAGAGGAUGGAGCGAUUUUGGUUCGACCUGAUCACUUUGUUGCCUGGCGCUGUCAGGCCCUAGCCGAAGCUCCUGCAAGGAAGCUUUCUUCGGUUCUUAAGCAGGUUCUUGGCCAGUAA